Molecule: messenger RNA, 2189 nt
Organism: Ostrea edulis (European flat oyster)
Lineage: Eukaryota; Metazoa; Mollusca; Bivalvia; Ostreida; Ostreidae
Exons: 13
Coding region: 310-1419 (369 amino acids)
Biological process (GO): signal transduction
Molecular function (GO): SH3 domain binding
Source: RefSeq, a predicted model, not a curated record
ACUGUUCACGUCGUGAAUAUGUCUACACCUGUGCGUUAUGUAGAUUUGAUCCACCGGAGAAAAAAGAUAGUUUACAAGUAUACAGAAUUUGGAAGUAUUUGUUAAAGUGCCGAUUGUAUUCAAGCGUUAAAAUUAUUAUUUCUGCCAAAAUAUAUGAAAUUUGAUACAGUGAAUUUAAAACUUCCGGGCUGGAAAGCUGUCUUUACAGCUCAGAAAACAGAGAAGUUAGUCCACAGAAAAAAGCCCGACAUUGUUGGUGAUUGAUAACAUUGCCCUCAUUGCUUGUAAAAAACAGAAUGAAUAAAUGAAAUGGACACCCCAAGUUAUGUGAAGAAAACGCCAUUAAAAUCAAUCGGUGCCCGAGACAUUCUGAAAUUGGACUAUGAAAAGUGUGGUCAUUUGAGAAAAGAGGGCGGAAUAGAGAGGAGUGUGCUUAGCAAGUUUGUCAAAUGGAGACAAUUCUUCAUCGUUUUGAGGGAUGGCUGUUGUUAUAUUUUUGAUAAUGACCACUCUACUAACCCUAAGACAGCCUUCUCAUUUGAAAACUAUUGCAGGUUAGAGUGUUUUACCAAGCCACCAGAUAUGGAAUACUGUUUUAAAGUUAUUCCCAAAGCCGAAUGCAAUGAACUGAAAGAACACUGUUUUGCUUCCUCAGACGAUACUUCUAAACAGGACUGGGUUUUAGCUAUUUACAAAGCUUUACAUGUUGCAAACAACCUUCCAAUACCAAACGUAUUGGGCAAAGGAGCUUGGAAAGAGGAUAUAUUCAAAAGAAAUGACAGUUCACUCCAUGGCUACACCUAUAUAGACGAGGUAGAGGAAGAUUCUGCGCAGGUCACCCGAAGACGCUAUACCCAGAUGCCAAUUAAGUCACCACUUACCAGAGUAAAAAGCUUACCACCACUUCCCAUACCAAAAGAAAGUUUAUCAACCGCAGAUUCUGAUUCGCCAACAGACAGCUAUGAUGACAUUCUUAGUCAAUCAUUCACAGAGAAUGCUAGGAUUUCACGAAGCGCUUCAGAGUACAGGAAAUGUAGGCCCCCUCCCUCACCUCCAACAGAGGAAAUAGACACGGUGUCAGAACAGUUAUUUUAUGCCAAUCUGGAAUCAGAGGUUGCAGAUUUGCCAUUAUUCCUUGGAGAUUCUUCAGAGGCGAAAAGAUCCAUAAAAGAUGAAGCUGUUGGAACAUUCCUUAUCCGAAAGUCAAGCACUGGUGGAGACAAAUCUAAUUUCGUGCUAGUGGUUUCAGCACCCUCCGGCGAACUUCAGUACAGAAUAUACAAAAAGGACGAAGCUGAAAUUUACAUUGUAGACGGAAUAUUUUUCAAACGACUUUCGGAACUGGUGGAACAUUAUAGGAAAAACGAUCUUCCAUGCAAUCGUAGACUGACAAAGCACCAUGGACAUAUGAAUUUAUGAAUCAAACACCGGUUUUGUUCCAAAUCGACAAAUUCUUACACUGUAUAUCUGUUAUCUCUAAUGGUGCGUUAAAAUAUUUGAAAAAAACAUGUAUGUAAUACAUAUACUUUGAUGCUUGUAAAACUAAAAUGUUUUAUUGAUCAAAUAGUGUGGAAUGAUUAGAUUUCAUUGGAGCUCAACUUUUGGGGAUUUCGUGUGCACCCGUAUCCCAUGAAUUUCAAACCACAAAGAAAUAGGCAAUUUAUGCAAUGUUUCAAAAUAAGGAAACCAUAAAUAAGAAAUUACAUCCCAACGAAACAGUAAAAUCCCCACAAUCCACGAAAAUUGCCCCCAGCCCCACCCCACAUGAGUUUAAAUGAUUCUACAGUGAUUGCCUGCUUUUCGAUUGACUGAGAUACAACAACCCAAAAAUGAUUUAGCUACCCAUGAAGUACUAUAUUCACCUCGCACUCCGGACUCGGGGAAUUUCGUACUUCCUAGGUACUGAAAGCAUGGUAUGAUAUUUUGCUUACCUGUUGUUCGAAACAUUUUCAACACUAUUGGAAGUACUUGUAUAUAUUUUUAUUAUAUAUAACUAUUGAUUAUUAAUUUGCUAUUAACAAAUAUCAUAGAAGUUAGAUAUCCACAGUUUCAUGUAUGAAGACUAUAAUCUAGAAUAUACUGUGUAAACACAUGCUCACAUUAUACAAAUUAAUGGUGUAUUUUUAUAGCUAAACACACACACACACACACACACACACACACACACACAUAUAUAUAUAUAUAUAUAA